This is a messenger RNA of Doryrhamphus excisus (bluestripe pipefish), 1062 nucleotides long. RefSeq names its product ribosomal protein L7-like 1 (gene rpl7l1). Gene Ontology annotation, molecular function: structural constituent of ribosome; RNA binding. The record is from RefSeq and is a predicted model, not a curated record. Gene Ontology annotation, cellular component: cytosolic large ribosomal subunit. Gene Ontology annotation, biological process: maturation of LSU-rRNA from tricistronic rRNA transcript (SSU-rRNA, 5.8S rRNA, LSU-rRNA). Lineage: Eukaryota; Metazoa; Chordata; Actinopteri; Syngnathiformes; Syngnathidae.
AUUCUCCGAUCCGCUAGAUGGCGGCAACGUGCUGAUUUGACCUGUGCAAUCACGCGAAGAAGAAAAAACACACCGAAGAAGAGACGAGCCGACUUCCGCCCGACCAAACUUCAGUCAUGGCGGAAGCAGAAUCCCAAAAAGCCAUCAAGUUAGUUCCCGAGUAUCUCCUGAAAAGGAGGAAAGCAUACCAGGCCAUUAAAGCAACACAAGCGAAACUUGCACUGCAAGAAAAAAGAAAGGUCUCUAAAGGCAAAUCCAUCCAGUUCAAGCGCCUGGAAGACUUCCUGAAGGACAGCCACAGGAAACAUCGUGAUGAAAGUCGAUUAUGGCGACUUCGCCGCAAGGCACCCGACCCACCGCCUCCUGCAAAACACAAAUUAGCCUUCGCUGUUCGUAUUAGAGUAAUCAAAGGCGUCAGUCCCAAAGUGAAGAAGGUGAUCCAAAUGCUGAGGCUCAGGAAAAUCUUCAGUGGGACCUUUGUCAAAAUCAACAAGACCUCUCUCACCAUGUUGAAGAUGGUGGAGCCCUACGUGGCUUGGGGAUUUCCAAACCUCAAGUCUGUUCGGGAGCUCAUUCUGAAGAGGGGACAGACCAGGGUUGGCAAAAAGGCGGUUCCUCUUACGGAUAACGCCUUCAUUGAAAAACACAUGGGCAAACACGGCAUCAUCUGUUUGGAGGACCUGAUACACGAGAUCUACUCGGUGGGACGGGCCUUCCGGGAAACCAACAAUUUCCUGAUACCGUUCAAGCUGUCGGUGGCCCGUCACGCCGCCAAGGACAAGGCCGGGCUCCUCAAGGACCUGGGGAACCCCGGAUUCCGUGGCAUGGACAUCAAUACCAUCAUCAGGAAACAGAACUGAGAGAAAUACACAAGAAGGACGUUGAACAUAAAGUUAAAAAUGAGGCUAUACUUGUCAGUCUGCCCCCUGACCCCCACCCCCACCUGUUGAUAAUACGCCCACCCACUAGACUUUGAGGUGAUGUUCAUGACUGUAACAUGGAGACUGUCGUUUUGAUGUAUGGUCCAUCAUCCGCAGUUAAAAUGGCUUUGACAUGUUUGUA